AUGGGAACACCACCUCACCUCUCACGCCUGGCUUGUCUUGCCCCCAUGCAGCUGCUGAACCAUGGCAUCUCGCACGAGCUGAUGGACGAGGUGGAGCGGCUGACCAAGGCGCACUACGCCAGCUUGCGGGAGGCCAAGUUCCAGGAGUUCGCGGCGCGCACGCUGGAGGCCGGAGACAAGGGCGGCGACGUCAAGGACGUGGACUGGGAGAGCACCUUCUUCGUCCGCCACCUCCCGGCCUCCAACCUCGCCGACCUCCCCGACGUCGACGACCACUACAGGUGA
Messenger RNA from Miscanthus lutarioriparius, 285 nucleotides. Lineage: Eukaryota; Viridiplantae; Streptophyta; Magnoliopsida; Poales; Poaceae. The record is from the annotation of a GenBank genome assembly.